Ilyonectria robusta is the source of this 4851-nucleotide messenger RNA. RefSeq lists its product as uncharacterized. NCBI's taxonomy places the organism in Eukaryota, Fungi, Ascomycota, Sordariomycetes, Hypocreales, Nectriaceae. The record is from RefSeq and is a predicted model, not a curated record. The transcript has a single exon. The coding region runs from base 224 to 4582 and encodes 1452 amino acids.
GAUCGAGCACCCGGCGUCCGACAACACGGCGUCCGGCUCCGGAGGGCGGUCCUCCGGCUCGCAGCCGCGGCCCGACUCGUGGCGGGGCCGCAUCGCCUCGUCCAACAUCGGCCGCAGCGGGACGUCAUCGCUCGCCCACGUCACCUCCUUCUUCGAUUCCGAGCGCCUGGCCCGCUCGGCCGUGCAGUCCGAGGGUAGCUAUUCGCCGCAGGGCCCUAACCGGAUGCGAUGGCCGUUCUUGGGGAGCAUCAGGUCCCAGCGGUCGUCUCCCACGUCUCCUGUAUCUGGAAUACAUGCGCCUGAUUCUGACGCCGGCGACCCCAACGAGAUACACCUCCCGUGGCGUCCUUUGUUUCUUCACAGACGGGUUCUGGCCUUGUUUGUCCUUUUGUUCGCUGCUCUAAUCGCAGGUCUGGAAGCUGUGCUGGUUAUAUCAAAUCAAAACGACGGACUACGGAAAUCCAACGAAGCCUCGAGGCUCCUCUGGCAGUAUGGCGUGGUCCUCGUCUUUGUCGUUGUUGCUGCCCUUUGGGCGAGGGUCGAGUAUCAAGCCGCGGUUACAGCACCGUGGAUACGCAUGUCAAAGGCCCCCACAGACAUCGACAAGUCCUUGCUCCUCGAUUAUGUGUCACGAUUUCCGCCUUUGGCAAUGGUGAAAGCCAUGCAGAAUAAGGAUUGGCUGGUUGCAGCGACCUUUGUUGUCGGCCUGCUUCUCAAAGUCGUCAUCAUCUUCUCCACUGCCAUGAUAACACCCAGGCUGAUUCCAGUUUCCAACCGCAGCACCGCAAUCACUGUGGAGGCGGGCUUUGCCCAGAGCAACACCGGGCUAGAGAACGUGGGGUCUCUGCCAUAUUUCGCCAUGGCCGGCCUACAAACAAACAACAUGAGCCUCCCCAACGGGGUGUCUUCUCGAGCUGCCUACUUACCGUUUUCCAGCGAUAGGGACGACUUGACGACGUUGAAUGCGACUGUGGAUGGAUUUAUUGGUGGCAUGGAUUGCGAAACGGCCGCGCUGACCUUGAGCACGAUGCGAUUCCAAGCGGGUUCCAUUCGGAUCAAUGUAACGGCGUCGACAAACGGUUGUUCCACCAGCCAGCUUAUAUGGAGUACUCGAUUCAUCACCACCAGCGACGACAAUCUCCCGAGGAAAUUUCUACUCUUUCAAGCCGGGAGCUGUGAUAAAUCUACCAAGACGGAGGACCAGCGGAUUGUCGUGAUGGCCGGCACAGUGGAUCUGGACCUUGACGCCAUCACGAAUGCCAAGAAGAAAUCGUCGAGCACCACCACGACCCUCAGCGGCAAGCUUUUAAGCUCGACCGCCUUUCUAUGCACGCCAAACUACGCAAUCAUGAAGAUGCAAGUUUCCAAGGAAGCGGAAAAUCUCUUAUCGAUCCAACAAGCCAAUGGUGCAAAAAACACGACCCUCGAUGGAGUCGACCCCUGGAACAUUGCAGCUGCUCAAUUCAAUUCAUAUACCACCACCGAGACCACUGGAGACAAUUCUUUUGCGGCCGCCACGGAAUUCUACCAGAAUGAGGCAGUUUUCUUCGCUAACAAACCGAUGUAUGCGGCCCUGGCUAUGAGAGCCAAGGAGUCAGGGUCUCCACCGGAGCUGGCUUCCUUGGAGAACAGUUCGACGUUGGAGCAGCUUGCGAAGGAUUACUACGCGCAGUUCUCAGCGUUGAUUGCGAGGUAUUCGAUGACGGAGCCAACUUCAACUUCGGCAACCGCAGUUUCAAGCUCCACCCAGCGUCGACUCAUCGUGAGGUCUCCUCCUACGCAUCUUAUGGCUGGGUUUUUGGCCGUUUGCCUCUUGAUCACCGCCGCAGCCAUAUUCGGAACCCCGACCAAGGGAUUUCUUCCGCGAGAUCCAGCCGCGCUCGUCGACAUGGCCGCCAUCGUGGCCCAUAGCCACCCCCUUGUUGAGUGCCUCCGAGGCAUGGGUGCUGCGAGCGAGGAAGCUAUCCGGGUGAGGUUGGGAGGUUCGGAGUACACCACUGGUGCAGAAGGGCACGAGAAGCUGGGAGACCCCAACUUGGGAUACUUUCACAUCUUUGGCGGCAAGGAACCGCCCCGGAAUGCUCAUUUACGCCGUUCUGCUACGGUGCGAUGGCGCCAACCGGUCUUCUUCCACGGGCUCAUCAGGCUUCUCUACGCCAUUGUCCUCGCAAGCGUCAUUAUCGGCUUCGAGGUGGCGCUGCGGGCAUCGGAGCGAUUUGACGGGGUGAGGACUAUCGACAACGACGACGCCUACAUGGCCUGGACCGCGGCGCCGGCUUUGGUGCUGCUCUCGAUCGCACUGUAUAUGAGCGAGGUGGACUGGUGGGCGAGAGUUCUCGCGCCCUUCGCUCACUUGACUCGCCAGGGCGAGUUCCACGAUACGAUUGCGCUGAACUUGGUCGACGUUUCGAGGCCCGUUGCCUUGUGGCGGGCCUUGAAGAUCAAGGAGUUCGCUGCCCUGUCAACAAUUUGUGCGGUAUCCCUUGCAGGCCUGUUCACCGUUGCAUCUGCAGCCCUGUUUGAGCCGGUUUCAGUUGAUGCUACUACUGGCGUGGUUCUCCACACUGGGGACUUCUUUGCAAAUAGCCUGGCCUCAUCUCCUGAUGAUCCGAUCUGUACCGACUGUAACAACGACACCCUUGCUGCGUCCCUGAUCCUUGUCGGGGGUGCUCCGUUUCCCAACUUUACCUUUGCCGACCUCAACGUGCCCUCCGUCACCCUGGAGGGUGAGGAUUCUGCCGGCGACGACUCCAAGAUUUCAGUCAGGUUGACGGCCAUCCGGCCUAACAUGACGUGUCGGCUGUAUCUGUCCAACGAAAUAUCGACCAACAUCACGCUCGAGUAUACAACUGAUGACAACAUUGUGAACCCUCUCCAGAUCGACCUCAAUGGCGAGACUUGCCGCAGAGCCGGAGCGAGUGAUAGCAACGCCAUUCUUGGAACAUCGGACGCCUCCGCCGAGAGCGAUAGCAGCAGUUCAGACAACGGCGUGUUCUUUGGCGUGGGCUUGGGCAAGACGAAUGCAUCCUCGCAAUGCUCCGACUGGAUCUACGUCUGGGGCCGGCUGGCUAACACGAACAGCGACAAUAUCUCGGUUAGCAGCAUCAACGCCUUGGCGUGCAACGAAACAAUCCAAGCAGUCGAAACGGACUUAAAUCUCCAUGGCGCCAGCUUGCAAAUCGACUCGUCAGACCCUCCGGUUCCAGAUGAAACGACGGUUGAGGACACAGAAGUGGCUAUCCCAGAUCUUGACUAUUCGUCUUUGAUCAACGUGACCCAUACCGGGCUCCUCGACGCAUUUUUCGCCAUGUUGAAUGCAUCCGAAUUUGCUGUGUCAGAUGAUGCGCUUGGAGGCUCAUCGGCCGCCUUGGCCGGUGAUGUUCGAUCCGCCAUCCUCAGCCAGCACGGUAUCAUCCGGGCCCAGUCGUUGAACUUCAAGAGCCGGCGACACUUGUCCUCAUCUGGAGCGUUUCCGACUGUGAAUGGGCAGGACAUCAUGAGCGGCGUCAAGCCUGACGCGUCUGUUUCCGAAACCGUGCCGCUGGUGAACGGCAACUGGGUCUUCCAGCGGAUCCGGCUCCGGCAGGGCGUCGUCGCCACGAGGAUCUUGCAGGGUAUCGUCGGCGCUGUCUUGGUUCUUCACAUCAUAUCUUGGAUGUUUAUGCCGAAGAACCGUCUGCCUCGAUCGCCCACAAGCAUCGCCUCCGUGGCUGCCCUCCUCGUGGAUGGCAACCUGCUCAGGAUCUUGCCUCGCGGAGCGCAGUGGCAGCCCAGGAAGGAAGUCGAACAGGGACUUCGGGAGAGUGAGCUGGCCGAAUACUACGAGAUGGGAUGGGAGACGACUCGGAUACGAAAAAGGCGAGAUGGGCGCACGGUCAAGGUGGAGGGUGGUAAUUUUGGCAUCUGGGCUCGCGCGGAGGGAGAGUACGGGCCCAAUGAGGAGAUUGAGAUGACACCCGUCGAGAGAAGACCUGAGAGGUCGACACCCCCGGAGAGAUCAACACCCCCGGAGAGGCCUGAGGGGAGAUCUAAAGGGAAAUCUACUGAUAUGAGGAACAUCUACAAGCCGCUGCCUGCUCAGAUGCCGUCCGUGGACAUGGGUUAUAUGCGGAGGGUUCCUUCAGAGAGACGCAGGUCAUCUGUUCCGAGGUCGUAUUUGGAGAAGAGGCCGUCAGAGCCGAUGCCGAUGGGGACGAUGCCCACGGAAAUGAGGCCAUCCGAACCAACAUCAAUAGCCAGGAUGGUUGGAGAAAGGAGGCCUUCGGAGCCAACGCCGAUGAGGAAUAUCAUCCCUACAGAAAGGCGGCCGUCGGAACCGACAUCAAUAGGGAGGGCGCCGAUGGAAAGGAUACCAUCCGCGCAACCAUCCACCGACAGCAUGGCUUCAGAAAGAAGACCAAGAGAACAAAGACCUAUGGCCCCCGCGCCACUGGAGCGCCUAGGCAUGGUCCGCAGAGGCACAGGGACUCUCGGGGCCGACCCCGUCCAAAGAAGAUCCGUGGUGGUUGGCAACGACCCGCGUGCUUCGACGCAGACGACGGACGGGAAGAAGGAGGUUGUUAAGGUGUGGUGGAAAUCAUAAUAUCGCAAGGUUAAUGGGCGGUAAUGUCAUGCGAGUAUCUGCGUCAAUCUAGAUUAUUACCUACCAGGGGAUAUACAUGCCCGGUGGAGUUUUUGGAUUUGGGAAUUGAAGAGGGAGGAUUAUUGGUUGGACCAGGACACAAACAAUGGAUGCCGCUGCCCCCAAAGACACCUGACGAUUUUCUAUGUACAUAUUAUGCGCUUAUGUAGAAUACAGCAGCUUAUACCAAAAGGUUAAUGCGAUGCCCAAAUUCGAGGCUCUAUUCGCCG